Messenger RNA from Callithrix jacchus (white-tufted-ear marmoset), 2273 nucleotides. Its product is annotated as transmembrane protein 132B-like. The record is from RefSeq and is a predicted model, not a curated record. NCBI's taxonomy places the organism in Eukaryota, Metazoa, Chordata, Mammalia, Primates, Cebidae.
UUGGAGAGAGAUAACAGAAGGAAUAUGCAGUGACUCAUCACAGAGUCCUUGGGGUGUCAGCAAUCCCUGGCUUGACAGGAAGCUCUGGAGUCAUGACCUGCGUCAAGCUUCUUGCUGCUGGGGGGAAUGGGCUUACACAGAUGAACAAAUGGCUCCUUCUGUUAAAUCUUGCAACAGUCGUGGCCUUACCAGGGCCUGGCAAAUUACCUGGCUGGGAGAACCCGAUUGAGGACUCCAUGAGUGAGUCGGCCAUCUCUGAGGUCUUCAUUGGCCAGGCAGCCUUUGUGGGCAUCGUCCCUCUUGCCAUGGACACCGAGGUUUUGAACACGGCCAUUCUCACCGGAAAGCCUGUUUCGGUUCCCGUCAAAGUCGUGGGUGUUCAGGAGGACGGUUCUGUGGUUGACGUGUCUGAGUCUGUGGAAUGCAAGUCUGCUGACGAAGACGUCAUUAAGGUAAACUGUCAUCUACGGCUGUCCUAAGUGUUCACAGGUUUUGUAGCCAUCUCUCUUGUCUCCAAGGUCUUGUUCUGACUGAGCAUCCCAUGCUCUGAAGGGCUGGAGGCCAGAAUGACCUCACGAAGGAGGAGACGGCUGACAGCAGAGAUACCCUGGAAUCAGCAGGUGGCUGCAGCAGGAGGUGCUGCUUUCCAUUCCCUGGAAAGGGGUGUCCCUGACCCUUAAUCUCCAGCAGAAAGAAUUCCCUCCCUCCCUUCCACCUUCCUUCCUUCCCUGGCUCCCUAUAUGCAUGAAAUUCAAUGGCUGUUAAAAAACAUUCAUCCAUGUGACAACUCACCUAAUAUAAGGAUUACCAGUGGGGCACAAUCACAGUUGAGAAAAUUGGGCCAUGAAACAUUUCUGCUGUUUAUUUUUAUUUUAAAAAACUUUUAUUCCAAUUAGCUGGAUUUAUGAUCCUAAAUUCAUGUAGAGACCAGCGCUUUUUCAUUUUAUUUUUCUUUGCAGGUGUCUGAAUAACCCAAUUUAGUAUUUCCUUCUAUUUUUUUUCUAAAGGAGACCUCGUGGAGAAAGAAUUUAAAAUUUUAGAAUCAUCUUUUCUCCUUUAAGUUGCUAAGAGAACCCCCUUAGCAGGUUCAAUCUAUUCAUUCAUUUCGGAUAAAUUCAAUAAUGCUGAGCUAAGUCCUUCAUGCCACUCCGCUGGCUCCUGUUUAGAGGUUCAGGGAAACUUGGUUUCGGUCUUCAGAACUUCUCGGUAGACAGAAAAGCCUGUAGGGUAUUCUCCCGUGGUGGAACAGAUCUGAGAGCAGAUGAUUCGCUCCUGUUUUAGCUCACAGCUUGGUGGGGGCUUCCAGUGAGGCUGUGCCUUGAGCCAGAUCUGGUUUCCAUAAAGAAGCAAUGACGUUUCUGUGAAGUGUAAUUUUUAAAAUAAUAAUGACAAUAACCCUUAGGAAACCCAGAUUUUAUACAAUCUGUUUCCUGAAAGUUAAUUCUCCCUGAGAUAGAAGGGGAACUGUCUUAACAACUGUAUGCAGCCCUGCCCUGGGGCUCUUGGUGGUUCUGGUAAUCCUGGCAGGUUUAAUUAAACAAACCAAAGACCUUAAAUAUUAGGAGUUUUAAAAAGUCUGAGCUAAGUCACAGGCAAUCGUCUGCUCAGGAACAAAAUAAAAUUGAUGACUCAUUUGCCUUGCUUGCCUCUGACGAUACUCAUUAUUUAGAGUUGCCAUAGCAUUGUCACUAAAGGGGCCAAUAAUUUUUAGAAAGACUGUAUUUGCAGGCUGCUAUGGACCAAACAAAUGACUUGCCUCUGCAGGUCCCCUCCAGAGAGCCCGGUGUGGAGCCCCACAGGUAGAGACCUCAAUCUCUUAACCUAGAGACUUCACUCUAAGAGAGGCGAAUCCAAGCUCAUGGAAAGUUGGAUUCCACUGCGCACUGUACUUGAUUGUCCCCACUCUAUAGAAACAUACUGAAAAUACCCUCUCCCCCAUGUGACAGAUAAGUCGCUUUGGAAAUGGUCACAUGUGCUUCAUGGUCACUGUUAUAGCUGCGUGAACAUGGGAUUUCCUUGGCAGAAAACAGAAGCUUGAUCUCCAGGAGAACAUACUGAGUUUGCAAAUCACCAAACUUGGAGGCUAAUGAUUUAUCUGCCAGCAUUGCAGAAUUAACUCAAUCACUGUCCCUUCUUUGAGCCCAAGUAAACUCCCUAACUGCAACUGUCCUCUAAAACCACAGAGGUCUUCAUAUACUGACUGCUGAACGAGAAGAUCUUUGCCUAUUCCUACGUGAAGAACGUUUUUACGUAAACCAGUCCAGCCUCAUAUA